AUGGCACCCUCAACCAUCACCGUCGGCACGCGCAAGUCGCCCCUCGCCAUGGCCCAAGCCGAACUCGUCGUCGCCUCCCUCCAAGCCAUCUUCCCAGAGUCCUCGUUCCCCAUCCACGGCAUGACCACCACCGGCGACCGGGACCAGAAUACAGCCCUCUACAACUUUGGCGGCAAGGGCCUCUGGACGACCCAGCUGGAAGAGAAGCUCGUUGCCAAGGAACUCGACAUUGUCGUCCACUCCCUCAAGGACAUGCCCACGACCCUACCGUCAGACUGCACCCUCGGCGCCGUCACGAAGCGAGAAGACCCGCGGGACGUACUGGUAAUGAAAAAGGCACUACGUGAUACAAAGGGAUACAAGACGCUAGCGGAUUUACCGGACGGUAGUAUCAUUGGCACAAGCAGCAUUCGCCGAAUUGCUCAACUGGCAAGACGAUAUCCCGGACUUAAAUUCAAGGAUGUACGGGGGAAUAUUCAGACAAGACUCAAGAAGCUGGAUGAGGAUCCUGAAUUAAGUGCCAUUGUGCUGGCUGCGGCUGGACUGCUGAGGAUGGACCUCGGCGAGCAUAUUUCGCAGUAUCUGGACGUGGAUAACGGUGGGAUACUACACGCUGUGGGUCAAGGAGCACUGGGUGUGGAGUGCAGGGCGGGCGAUCAGUCUGUACUGGAGGCGCUGAAGAAGAUUGAAGAUAAAGAUACCCUGCUGGCGUGUUCGGCGGAAAGGAGUCUGAUGAGGGAGCUUGAGGGCGGGUGUAGCGUGCCCAUCGGUGCUGAGACAAAGUGGGUGGAUGGCAAGCUGAGGCUCAGAGCGACCGUUGUCUCUGUGACAGGCAAGGAGGGCGUUGAUGCGGAGGUUCUGGAGAGUAUUACGACGGAGGAGGAGGCGACUGAGCUGGGGAAGAGAGUGGCAAGGGACUUGUAG
Pochonia chlamydosporia 170 is the source of this 924-nucleotide messenger RNA. RefSeq names its product porphobilinogen deaminase. Gene Ontology annotation, biological process: heme biosynthetic process. The record is from RefSeq and is a predicted model, not a curated record. Gene Ontology annotation, molecular function: hydroxymethylbilane synthase activity. Bases 1 to 924 code for a protein of 307 amino acids. Gene Ontology annotation, cellular component: cytoplasm. Lineage: Eukaryota; Fungi; Ascomycota; Sordariomycetes; Hypocreales; Clavicipitaceae. The transcript has 2 exons.